Molecule: messenger RNA, 1284 nt
Organism: Naumovozyma dairenensis CBS 421
Lineage: Eukaryota; Fungi; Ascomycota; Saccharomycetes; Saccharomycetales; Saccharomycetaceae
Gene: MIY3
Product: Miy3p
Exons: 1
Coding region: 1-1284 (427 amino acids)
Biological process (GO): protein K48-linked deubiquitination
Cellular component (GO): cytosol; cell periphery
Molecular function (GO): K48-linked deubiquitinase activity; cysteine-type deubiquitinase activity; cysteine-type carboxypeptidase activity
Source: RefSeq, a predicted model, not a curated record
AUGAAUCAAGUUUACCAAACUAAAAACGUGGAAAUUAAUGGGAGUGCAUACAAGAUUUUGCUCCAGAACACUUCUGCAGCCACUGACAACAAUGGCAACAAUGGCAACAAUGAAGGCGGGAAUGCUUUAAUCGCAUUGUGUAACGUUUUAUUAUUGUCAGCAAGUCAUUCAACUAUGGCAAGAGAUUUGAUCCAAUUAGUAGGAAGGAACAAUGAAGUAACUUUGAAUGAUCUUGUUUAUGUGUUAUCGUCCGCAGCUAAUCAAAAUAGAAACACUAACACUUCUUCUUCCAGUCUUAUUGACAUCAACCAAUUGUUACAAUAUUUACCACAGAUGGCUGAUGGGUUGACUGUAAACCCAGGGUUUAAUGGUACAUUUGAAGAGGGGAUUGAAAUGGCCCUGUUUAGGUUGUUUAAUGUCGGGAUUGUUCAUGGUUGGAUUAUUGAUGGUGAAAAUGAUCCUGCUGCUUAUAAUCAUGUAGCGAAAUAUACCUAUGAGAGUGCUCAAAGAAUGUUGGUUCAAUCUUAUGACAUUAAGAAGAAUAAUUUGAAUGUAGAGAAUAGUCAAGAGAUUUUAGAAGACGCUCAAUAUGUUAAGGCAUUCUUGGCAAGAUCUGCUACACAAUUGACCGAAUAUGGGUUAAGGCAUUUAAGAGAACUGUUAGUAGAAAAAUCUUAUGCUGUGUUAUUUAGAAAUGAUACAUUUGUUACCAUCUAUAAAAAUAAUGGUGAGUUAUACAUGCUAGAAACUGAUCCAACUUAUAAAAAUGAUAGAGAUAUAAUUUGGAAAUCUUUAAGAUCUGUAAAUGGUUCCCAAGAUAAUUAUUACACAGGUUCUUUCAUCUUGGCAAGCCUAGAAAGGACAAAUACCUAUAAUCAAGGACAUACUGCAAUGCCUGCGACUGCCCAACAUCCACGAAACGGGCCAAUGCAUUCUAUUGUUUCUAAUCCAUUUAGUGAUGAUAAUCAAGAUAGACCUAACGGUAUGCAACAGACUGAAACAAAUCUUGACAGUGUGCAACAGAUGGAAACUGAUGAAGAGUUGGCCAGAAGAUUACAAGAAGAAGAAGAUAGGGAAGCAGCCGGUGAUAUACAAGGUGCCUAUAGUAGCCUAGCUGCUCGUAAUAGAAGGAAUAACAAUAAUAAUGAUAAUAAUAAUAACGGCAAUAAUAAGGAAGAAGACCGUAAAAAUAAAAGACAUUCGAUUUUUGGCUCUAAUAAAAAAUCAAAUAAUGGGAAGACUAGAAAGAGAGAUAAAGUAAAGAAGAACUGUAUUAUCAUGUAA